AUGGCAUCGGGGUCAACGAAGCAGCCGUUCCAAGUCGCAGUAGAUGGACCCGCCGCAUCAGGCAAAAGCUCGACAGCACAGGCGGUAGCAUCACGUCUGAACUUGACGUACAUCGAUACCGGGGCGUUGUAUCGAGCCCUCACACUCAAAGCGCGGGCAUGGAACCUCGACCCAGAACGCGAUGCGCUCGCUAUCGCAAAACUGGCAAAACAAACCAAGUUUGCUUUCCGUACUGCUGAGGAAACGAUGACGGUGGCCGGGGUAGAGAUUCCAAAGACGAUAGUCUACCUCGAUGGAAAAGACGUAUCAAAACAGAUCCGAUUACCGUCGCUUACUAAAACUGUGGCCCCAUUUGCGAAUAUACCCGAGGUUCGAGACGUGUUGAAGGGGAAAGCACUGGCAUUGGCAGCCGGGGAAGAUGGAGGGCUUCCGGAGGACGGGAAGCAGAUAGAGUCGGAACCACAGACUCUCGGUGUGAUAAUGGACGGGCGGGACAUUGCCACAAACGUCCUCUCCAAUGCCCAGGUCAAGAUAUUCCUUGAGGGCGACCCUACCGUUAGAGCCAAAAGACGGCUGGAAGACUUACGGCAAGCGCAUAAAGAUGUGCCGAGCUUGGAUGAUGUCGUGGCAGACAUCAGGAACCGUGACCUAGCCGACACAAAGCGGGCGGUGGACCCUUUGGUAAAAGCUGAAGACGCUGUGGUCUUGGACACGUCUGAGUUGACGCUGCAAGAGCAGAUUGAUGCUGUCGCCGACAUCGCUAGGAAGAGUAUGCUCGCCCAUGGCAUACCCGCGGACAAGAUUUCGUCAAUAUAG
This is a messenger RNA of Fimicolochytrium jonesii, 816 nucleotides long. Its product is annotated as cytidylate kinase. Bases 1 to 816 code for a protein of 271 amino acids. The record is from RefSeq and is a predicted model, not a curated record. NCBI's taxonomy places the organism in Eukaryota, Fungi, Chytridiomycota, Chytridiomycetes, Spizellomycetales, Powellomycetaceae. The transcript has 2 exons. Gene Ontology annotation, biological process: nucleobase-containing compound metabolic process. Gene Ontology annotation, molecular function: ATP binding.